AUCAACCUUCGAUCCACACAUGGAGCAGAUCGCACUUCUUUCUUGCGUGCGUUUCCGCGUCCUCCGCUAUCCGCUGACUCGAUCUACCUCUCGUCUCAGCCAUUACCCUCGCAUCCCCGGGCAGGCUCUCGUAACCACCGUCCCUCGCACGUGUAGAAUCCCUCUCUGAUCCCCCCUCUGGUUUCCCGAUCUGGUUACCCUCUCUCUUCGCAACAAUGCAGUACGCCGACGGACUCGUCGUGCUCGCCAUCUCGCUCGUCGCAGCCCUCCUCUGCGAGUUCAUCUCGUGGGUAUUAAUCUACCGCACCGCCAGCUACCGCGCGUUGACGCAGAGCAUAGAGAAGACGACCCGCCGCGUCGAGACGAUGAAGGAGCGCCAGGCGGGAGCGGCGGCGGCGGCGGCGGGGCGGAAGAGCGCGUCGCGGAAGAUCGGGCGGUUCGAGCAGAGCCUCAAAGACUCGAACCAGGCGCUCAGCCGAGCCAAGUUCCAGUCCGGCGCCGUGGUGGCGGUGACGCUGCUCAUCGUCUUCGGGCUUCUCAACUCGCUCUUCGAUGGCAAGCCAGUCGCCAAGCUGCCAUUCACGCCCUUCGCAUUCAUCCAGCGCAACAUGUCUCACCGCGGCCUGCCAGGCGACGACCCCACGGACUGCUCCAUGAUCUUCCUCUACAUGCUCUGCUCCCUCAGCAUCCGCCCCAACCUGCAAAAGCUGCUCGGCUUCGCGCCGCCCCGCGGCGCCACGCCCAACAUGUUUGCUGGGCUGGAUGCAAAGAAUAAGUAGCCGUGGGGGGCAUGCUUUAGGACUGGGUGGGUGGGGGGGAUAUGUAGGAUGUCAUAACAACGAGCUGCUCAGCUUUGCUCCUUCCCGCGGGGCUGCCCCCAACAUGCCUGUUGGCCUCGAUGCCAAGCUCAAGUAGCAAACCUGUCGACUGCCAGUGAUCCAGCGUGUCUGCUCGCUCAGCAUUCGCUCGGCUUCGCAUCGUGCCACGGCGAAACUCCCAAAAAUUUGGAAGGCUGGAUGCCGAGACUAGCGUCCUUGACGUAAAUGGUGAUGGUGCUUGUUUUGUAAGCCGUUCCUGUCAGCAAGUGAACCUGGAAAGUGGGACAAUUUUGUUUUGGCGGGUCUAAAAGCGUGUUCCUACCAGCCCCUUCCCAAGCAACCUCGUCCAGGACUCGCGUACAGGGCCCUAAAUAUCCGGAUAAAAUGCCCUGAUUAAGGUACUCAGAUUUUCAGGGUAUUUUUUCGAGCUAG
This is a messenger RNA of Closterium sp. NIES-67, 1250 nucleotides long. Lineage: Eukaryota; Viridiplantae; Streptophyta; Zygnematophyceae; Desmidiales; Closteriaceae. The record is from the annotation of a GenBank genome assembly.